Molecule: messenger RNA, 1305 nt
Organism: Acanthosepion pharaonis
Lineage: Eukaryota; Metazoa; Mollusca; Cephalopoda; Sepiida; Sepiidae
Source: the annotation of a GenBank genome assembly
AUGGAUGAUCAAGACAUUGAAAUGGCCAACACAUCAACAGAAGACAAAUUACAUGAACCUGAUGACUACGGAUACCACAAAAAAGUCAAAAGGCUAAAAAAAAUGCCAAAAAAGUGCAUGAUAGCAGAAUGGAGAAGAACAGACAGCAAUAGCAAAGAACAACUGAACAAAUGGAAUGAACCUGCUCCUUCAUUUGAAAUGAAUAUGUCACCGCAUGACCUUUUUGAACUUUUUCUCACAAAUUAUGAAAUGGAAAGAAUUUGUUUUGAAUCUACAAAUUAUGCGCGUCUAAAAGGCUUGGGUGCAUCUGUUGUAGCACAUUUGGUGAAUGGAUUACCCGAAGUCCUUGACUCUAACUACCACAUAGUAAUGGACAACUUUUUUACAAGUCCCGAGCUGCUGAGAUAUUUGAAAUCAAAGGGGAUAGCUGCAACUGGAACAGUUAAAGUCAGUCGUAUGGAGAAUGCUCCAUUGAAGGAUAUUGCUGAGAUUUCAAAUGAAGACCGAGGCUCAUCGGACGUGGUUACUGAUGUUUGCUGUAAUAUCACAGCCGUCAGAUGGAAGGACAACAAGGUUGUUAAUGCAAUGUCAACCUUCACGGGAAAAGAACCGAUUCAAGAAGAUUUUUACCACCACCGCCCAACUGCAUGGAUGGAAUGUAGUUACACGUGCGAGAAAUUAUUUAGCGUUGACGUAAAAACACCCCGCCCAAGAGAUGUCAGAAGAAUGAAUACAGAAUUCAGUGAAAUAGAUAACCUUUUCACUGGACAUACAGCCUGGUUUUCAUCAAGUGUUUUCUCCAAGACAAGAGGUCUUUGGUUGACUCUUGGUGGAACUGAAGCCUCUUUCCAAACAGCAGAUUUUAUCUUCAGUGAAGAUGCUAAUGCUCCAGAUACAGUCAGUAUUUUUGAGGGUGCCUCUUACCAAAAACAUGGUUUAGCUGUCAUUCACUCUAAAUACAUCAAUGCCUGUAUUAUUGCUGAGAAUAUGAUGGAUGUUGCUCUUGGAGACUACAUACUGUAUCCAGCAAGCAUACAACAUUUCAUCGAGCAGCAACGAAUAAAAAAUAUUUGUCCAGCCUCAAAAAGAGCAAACAGUUCAACCAUGAGUAAUACAAGAAAUAAAUCAAAUGAUUCUGGUCCUAAAACAGAAGACAAGAAAAAGGCUGAAUUUUACCAGAAAAAGUCUAUCACUCCACAAUCCCAGGAAGAAGAUGCUGUUCAUAUUUCGGACCUGGAAUUAAUUUCUGGUGAUUUACAAGAUUUUAUACCUGGUAAAAACAAAUGCAUUGUCUAUCAAUUAUGA